Molecule: messenger RNA, 2383 nt
Organism: Monopterus albus (swamp eel)
Lineage: Eukaryota; Metazoa; Chordata; Actinopteri; Synbranchiformes; Synbranchidae
Gene: neff2
Product: neuronal intermediate filament family member 2
Exons: 3
Coding region: 155-1348 (397 amino acids)
Biological process (GO): neurofilament bundle assembly
Cellular component (GO): cytoplasm; axon; intermediate filament
Molecular function (GO): structural constituent of postsynaptic intermediate filament cytoskeleton
Source: RefSeq, a predicted model, not a curated record
UCUGCAGCAUCACUGAGCUGGUGCAGUGCAAACACACUCGCUCACCCUCACCGAUGGUGUGCAGAACAAGGGGGACAUAAAAAAAACCUUCUGAAACUAAAACAUCCAUAUCCUUUUCUUAAACAAACAAAAAACCCACAAUAAAAAAUUCAUCAUGAGCUACAAUCCCUACUUCUCCUACCGCCGCCCUGUGGACAGCUACAAAGGCUCCAGAAGCAUCACUAAAUCCUCCAUGUCUUCCUCCCUCUACUCUUCUUCUCGAGCGCCUCCAUCUGGGAAGAGGAUUGUGAGGUUGGCCUUGUCUUCACUGUCAGAUGGGUCUGAGAGGAUGGACCUGGCUCAAGCUAGCUCCCUCAACACAGAGCUGUUGGGCCUGCGCUCCCAGGAGAGGGAGCAGCUUGUGGACCUGAAUGACCGCUUCGCCACCUACAUCGAGAAGGUGAGGCACCUGGAGCUGCAAAACCGAGCCCUGCUGGCUGAACUAGAAGCGCUGAGGAGGCGGCAGAAUGACCCGUCCCAUCUGCAGGUUCUCUAUGAGGGGGAGGCGCGGGGGUUGAGGGCCAUGAUUGACUCCGAGAACGGUGAGAAGAUGCGGAUGGAGGCGGAGAGGGAAUACCUGCAGGAUGUGUAUGAGCAGAUGAAGGAUCGCUAUGAGGAGGAGGCGAAGCGGCGUGCAGAUGCUGAGGAGGCCCUCCAGAGGGCCAAAGAGGAGGCAAGCAGGGUUACGCUCUCCAACUGUGAUGCCGAGGCCACCGUGGUCUCCCUCUGUGAUGAGAUGAUGUUCCUGAAGAAAGUCUUUGCAGAAGAGCAAGCAGAGCUACAGGCCCAGCUGCAGGUGGCUAACAUCAGCGUAGACAUGGAGGUGUCUAGGCCCGACCUCUCCACUGCCCUGCGAGACAUUCGGGCACAGUAUGAGCGGCUGGCAAACAAGAACAUGCAGGCCGCCGAGGACUGGUACAAGAGCAAGUUUGCGAGCGUGGCAGAGAUGGCGAGCAAAAACAACGAGGCUGUGUACGCCAUCCGGGAGGAGACCAUGGAGUACCGGCGGCUGCUACAGACCCGCUCCUCAGAGAUCGAGGCUCUCCGGAACGUCAUUGACUCCCUUAACAAGCAGCUGGAGGAGCUGGAGGAGAUGCAGGCGAAGGAGGUAGCAAAGUACCAGAUGAGGAUAAGUGAGCUGGAGCGAGAUAUCACCGAGGCCAAGCAGGAGAUGGCACGCUACCUGAGAGAGUACCAAGACCUUCUCAAUGUAAAGUUGGCCCUCGACAUUGAAAUAGCUGCAUAUAGGAAACUUCUGGAGGGGGAAGAGAUUCGCUUGACUUACCCUUGCCUCCCUGUCCAAAACUAAACCUAGAUGCCACCAGCCUGGCAUAAACCUGAAUUCUUCAUACCCUUUCUUUCCUGAUGUUACCUGAACAUCACCCCCCCACUCCCCCACCCCAUUCCUUCUGUCAUCUUUCCUCCCUUCUUUGCUCCAAAGAAAAAGCUCAUCCUUCUCAAGACAGAUGCGCCCUUGUGCUAAACAAGAGGUCCACCAGAAGUCCCCCUUCUUCUACACACGUUCUGACACCACACAUCAAGAAGACGGCAAAAUACUGAGUAGCGGCACUGCAUCAAUUACAUAGCUACUUCGGAGAGCAGCAUUGUCUUGGCUGAGUUCCUCUGUCAUACACACUAAGGUCCAAGCAGGAGAGUCACUAUUUGACUCCUCUGACCCUUCACUGUGCAAACAUUUGACCAAUUGUUUGUGAAGGAGGACACAAAUCUCAAUUAUCUUUCAAAGCUUGGACUUUAUCUGUGUUUGAACUGAUGCAAGAAACCUGCAGCAUCACUGACCGGGAACUCUACCAAUCGAUUAUGCACUGUCCUGCAGCCCUCGUUCUGUAGUAGUAGUCAGCAAACCAGUAACCUUAAACAUUUCUUUUCAUUAUAUUAGAGACGCAGUUUUGUCCUUUAAGUUAUUCUUCCUCUGCAUUUACAUCUACACAAUUACUGCAAGCUGUGGUUGCUUUGAAAAUCUGAGUUAGUUUGGGCUGUCCUAUUUGACUAGUUAUUUAAAUUUGCAAUUUCUAUCAAAACUGUCUUUUCUUGCAUAACCUUGCAGAUGUCUAAAUGCUGUGGAAGACUAAUUGUUACUGGUUUCUCCUUCCAAUCAUGCAGUGUGUCUCUCAGGCAAUCUGCAUUAGGUUUUCUGUUCUGUAAGCUCAUUCAAAGCUAAACAAUGAAACGAAUUAAUAACUGCAGGGGCUCCUUCCUGUUUGUCUGCUGAUCUUAGAUCUAAUGGUGCUUUAGGUCUGUGAAACUAGUACAAAGUCUGCACCGUUAGGCUUGGUGUACCUGUAACAGCCAGCAGCAAGCUGAAUAAACAUAUAACUGACCUGCA